AUGAUCGAGAUUGAUGUUAAGUUGGGACUGUUUUUCCGUUUAGGGCUUACCCUCCCCACCACACUCAAAGUGGCUUGGCAUACCGCACACAAGCAAACCUUCCGCUGCAAAUCUUUAACAUCUCGCGGCCGCGACGAUAAUACACCAACACCAGCAACAGCAACACUUUUCCCAAAUUCAACGAACCAGAACUCGCGAUGGGAAGGCAAAGUCAUCCGUAAUCAGAGAAAGGGUGCCGGGUCUAUCUUCACUGCCCACACCAGGCUGCGAAAGAACCCUGCCAAAUUCAGAACCCUCGACUACAGUGAGCGCCAUGGCUACAUCCGCGGUGUUGUGAAGGAUAUAAUCCACGACCCCGGUAGAGGAGCCCCCCUUGCCAAGGUUGUCUUCCGUGACCCUUAUCGUUACAAGCUUCGCCAUGAGACUUUUAUUGCCAACGAGGGAAUGUACACCGGGCAAUUCAUCUACGCCGGAAAGAAGGCCUCUCUUAGCAUUGGAAACGUCCUUCCUCUUGGAUCCAUGCCUGAAGGUACCGUCGUCACCAACGUUGAGGAAAAGACUGGUGAUCGUGGUGCGCUCGGAAGGACCUCUGGUAACUACCUCACCAUCAUCGGACACUCACCCGAUGAAGGAAAGACCCGUAUCAGGCUCCCCUCUGGUGCAAAGAAGGUCGUUCCCUCUGCUGCCCGUGGCAUGAUUGGUAUUGUCGCUGGUGGUGGAAGAACCGACAAACCUCUCCUUAAGGCUUCUCGUGCUAUGCACAAGUACAAGGUUAAGAGGAACAGCUGGCCCAAGACUCGUGGUGUUGCAAUGAAUCCCGCCUCUACCAUCUCUCGUUACGCUUCGCAAGGUCAAAAGGCUGGUCUUAUUGCCGCUCGUCGUACUGGUCUCCUUCGUGGCACGCAAAAGACCAAGGAUUAAACGUAAUUGGGGUUUGUUACGGUCUUCUGUUUUUUUGUUGGUUGGGUUCUUUUUCUUUUUCUUUUUCUUUCCUUCUAUACAAAAGGGGAUGCCUAGGGAUUGGGAACAAAAAAAAAAAAAGGUUCAAAACAAAUCCAUGGUUACAUAUCCCUCGGGGAAAUGCGUUUUUGCAUCGUCAUAUGAGGACGCCACGAUUUUCACAACCCAAAAGUUCGGGCUUGUUACACCCGCGGAUGCUGUUGGAUUGGUUUCUUCUGAUUUUCUGGUGGGCUAGCGUAGAUGAUGGUAUGGAGAUGGGAAGGUGGGGCGUUGGUUGUUUGUGGAUAAACUCGAGUACAGGCAUGAUGAGAGUCGCACACCUAGACGAGAGAAUUCGAUAUGAAC
Tuber melanosporum (Perigord truffle) is the source of this 1305-nucleotide messenger RNA. Its product is annotated as 60S ribosomal protein L2. Gene Ontology annotation, biological process: cytoplasmic translation. Gene Ontology annotation, cellular component: cytosolic large ribosomal subunit; ribosome. NCBI's taxonomy places the organism in Eukaryota, Fungi, Ascomycota, Pezizomycetes, Pezizales, Tuberaceae. Bases 1 to 921 code for a protein of 306 amino acids. The transcript has 7 exons. The record is from RefSeq and is a predicted model, not a curated record. Gene Ontology annotation, molecular function: structural constituent of ribosome; RNA binding.